This is a messenger RNA of Eruca vesicaria subsp. sativa (arugula), 1563 nucleotides long. NCBI's taxonomy places the organism in Eukaryota, Viridiplantae, Streptophyta, Magnoliopsida, Brassicales, Brassicaceae. The record is from the annotation of a GenBank genome assembly.
AUCGAAACUUCCAUUAGCUGGUUUCUGAUUAUGAUACAGCAAAAUAUUAUCGAUAUCCACAUAGUAGAAAAAACUUAAUCGAAAACAAAUGCUUUAAAAAUAGAGAUUCAGAUUAAUAAAAAUAAAAAUAAUAAAGUUGUAGACGAUUGUCGUUGACGUUCGACAUAAAUACACAAAGGAGGACGCAAUAACCGCACGAGUCGUUAUAUUUUUUCCGUUAUGAAGCUUCGAUAGCGAUUUAAAACCCGAAAACAAAAAAAAAAAGAAACGGCGGAGUCAUUAUUGUUUACACCGUCGGAUAAGCUCAUUCGCCGCCGGCGACACUCGGUAGAUCUAUAGUGAUAAGCGUUCGAGCUCGAUCUUACGCCGCAUUUGAUUGAAGAGAUGGAUGAUAGGGGAGGGUCGUUCGUGGCGGUGAGGAGGAUAUCACCACGACUAGAACAGGGAAGCGUUUACCAUUCUUCAUCAUCUGCUGAGGUUGUGGCUGGAUCGGCAGCUUGGUUAGGCCGUGGCCUUUCCUGUGUUUGUGCUCAGGGAAGCCAUGGCGACUCCCGUCCUUCUUUUGAUCUAACUCCUGCUCAGGAGGAUUGCCUGCAGCAGUUGCAGAGCCGCAUCGAUGUAGCUUAUGACAGCUCCAUACCUCAGCAUCAGGAAGCUCUGAAGGGUCUUUGGAAACUUGCCUUUCCUGAAGAAGAGCUACACGGAAUUGUAUCUGAGCAGUGGAAGGAAAUGGGUUGGCAGGGAAAAGAUCCAUCAACUGAUUUUAGGGGUGGUGGUUUCAUAUCUCUUGAAAACUUGUUAUACUUCGCUAAGAAUUUCCCGAAAUCCUUCCAGGAACUUCUGCGGAAGCAGGUUGGGGAUCGUUCUGUGUGGGAAUACCCGUUUGCUAUUGCUGGAAUCAAUAUUACGUUCAUGCUUAUCCAGAUGCUUGGCCUUGAAGCAGUGAAACCACCAAGUAUUGUUGGCGAAACAUUCUUGAGAUUCCUUUCUGUGAAUGAAUCUGCGUUUGACCUUCUCUAUUGUAUUGCAUUCAAGCUAAUGGAUCAGCAAUGGCUCUCCAUGCGUGCUUCAUACAUGGAAUUCAACACGGUAAUGAAAUCGACAAGACGGCAAUUGGAGAGAGAGAUAAUGGGUGAAGACAUUACAGGCAUUGAAGAUAUGCCAUCAUACAGCCUUCUCAGUCAAUAAAUAGCAAACGGCUUACCAAAGACCACUUUGUAAGUAGAAAGAUCUAACAGCUCAAGAAACUUUACAUCAAGAAGCCUAAAACAACAACAGAGCAAACAAGCAAAGAAGAAGAAGAAUAAAAGGUCUCUCUAUCCACUUAUCCUUGUCAGUGAUGACUCCAUGAAAGUUGGGACAUUGCGUUUGUUAUUUCUUUGGAACAGAAGUUCAGGUUUUGUUUCAUGUGCGAUUAGUUUCUAACUUGUGGUUUACUUCUUUGAACUGGUCAGUAGGGAAUAAUGAUUUACUUCUUAUAUCAUAUAACAUCAUUUCAUGUGUAUAUAUUUUUUGUAUUAUUGCAAUCACACUCAAAUGCUUCAUAUACAUACGCAUUCCGUG